AUGUUGUCUAGUGGUAAUGAAAUGUAUAGCCUAAGUGAUGAGCUUUGUGUGGAUGAAUUAUCAUUCACUCCGAUUCUGGAACUUGCCAAGUUAAGUGAGCCAAAGCAUUGGUCUACGGAAAUAGUAUCACACAUGGAGCUACUGUCAUCUGAGGAUCCACUUGGAGGAAUUAAAUCACCGAGAAACAGUUCUGUAAUCAACUCUGCAUAUCACGAUGUAACAGGAAAUCCUGAAAACUCCGUCAAGAAGGAAGGACACCACACACCCUCUGUUACUGACACUCCAAAGUCAUAUGUGGCAACAAAACGUUCACGAACUGCCUUCACCAGCCAGCAGCUUGUAGAGCUGGAAAAGGAAUUUCGCCAAAAUCGGUACCUUUGUCGCCCCAGGAGAAUUGAAAUAGCCACAAAACUUUCAUUAACCGAAAGACAAAUUAAAAUUUGGUUUCAAAAUCGGCGAAUGAAGCACAAAAAAGAAACCAUUGGUGUGGGAGAGCUAACCAAAGAGUCAAGUAUAGAUAAAAAUAACCGAAAAGAUCCAGCAAGAAACAACUCCUCAAUUACAGUUCAAAACAAAAAUAUUGUAAACAGACUCAUGGCUCAUUCCACCUAUGCUCCUAGUACAAUAACAAUGAGGCAAUUUGAAAAUAAAAAAGAACAAAACGGAUCAUUUGAAAACGAUGUCAGUUUAAAAGGUAAACUAAUAACAACAACACCAAGUUGUGAUGAUACGCUAUACGAAAAUAGUUGUAGUUAUUUCAAUAAACCAGACUUUAGAAUGCAAAAUAUUUCUCCAGACCUAGAAGAUACAUAUCUUUCGGCGAUGAUUAAUAUUGGGUCCACCAUAGAUAGAACUACAUCAAUGGGAGAGUUAUACAACAAAAACAUCCCACCAUACUUUUUAACUCAUACCUCGCUAGAGUUCACUUCCGGAUGGUCCAGAGCAGCCAUCCACGGUAGCCUGUGGCUUGAAUGGCACCAGGAUCAAUACUGGCGGUUUGAUGGUGUCGUGGCCGCCAGGAUAGUUGCGACCGCUUCGUUCGAGAAGACGGAGCACUGUGGUGGUAGACUGCUGCUUGCUAAUAUACGACCUCCUGAAACUCCGAUACCGACGCCCGAACUGGACCGGGAACCAUCAGAGUACCGAUGUGUGUAUUCUGCGUAG
Molecule: messenger RNA, 1164 nt
Organism: Ochlerotatus camptorhynchus
Lineage: Eukaryota; Metazoa; Arthropoda; Insecta; Diptera; Culicidae
Product: homeobox protein Hox-A2-like
Exons: 3
Coding region: 1-1164 (387 amino acids)
Biological process (GO): regulation of transcription by RNA polymerase II
Cellular component (GO): nucleus
Molecular function (GO): DNA-binding transcription factor activity, RNA polymerase II-specific; RNA polymerase II cis-regulatory region sequence-specific DNA binding
Source: RefSeq, a predicted model, not a curated record